AUGGAUACGAAUGAGCGUAACAAGCGUUUGAAAGUGAUACCAAGAGUAGUCGAUGGUCCGUGGAUCGUCAAACGCGCUAUUGGUGAGACUCCCGCGAUAAUCGGCACCAAGAUCGAUACUGAGUAUUAUAACGGCUAUCGUUAUAUGGAGGCAUCUAUUGAUGUUUAUUCCAGCUCGUUAGCCCGCCAUAUAGUAUCUCUGGUAACUGACACGGCUAAAAAGUUGGUCAUUGAUAUUGGAUUUGUGAUUGAAGGGCAAACAGAU
This is a messenger RNA of Perkinsus marinus ATCC 50983, 264 nucleotides long. RefSeq lists its product as hypothetical. The annotation marks the transcript as partial. Lineage: Eukaryota; Perkinsozoa; Perkinsida; Perkinsidae. The transcript is spliced from 3 exons. The record is from RefSeq and is a predicted model, not a curated record.